AUGUCCGAAAAAUGCGCCGGAAAUUGCGGAAAAAAUGUGUCAGAAAUUGCGGGAAAAUGUGUCGGAGAUUGCGGGAAAAUUGCGUCGGAGAUUGCGGAAAUCCGAGAAAUGUGCCGGGAAUUGCGGAAAAAUGUGUCAGGGAUUGCAGAAAUGUGUCGGGAAUUGUGGAAAAAUGUGUUGGAGAUUGCAGAAAUGCAUUGGAGAUUGCGGAAAAAUGGGCCGGAAAUUGCAGAAAUGCGUCCGGAUGGUGUUGGAAAACCACUACAGGAAUUGGAGUUUGCUGAAGACGUCCGGAAUCCAGGUGUCAGGAACUUGCUCAAGGUGUUAGUAAUGUACUCCAAACGUUGGAAACGCACAAAAGAAAUCAGAGAUUUGCUCAAGGCAUUGGAAACCCCCAAAAGACGUAAGGAACUCAUUCAGGGAGUCGGAGACAUCGGGAAUUCGUUGAAGGCGUUGGGUACUCGCUCAAGGAGUCAGGAAUUCAUUGAAGACAUUGGGCAUUUGUUCAGGGAGCCGGAAACCCGAAACAGACGUUGA
Messenger RNA from Coprinopsis cinerea okayama7#130, 537 nucleotides. RefSeq lists its product as hypothetical. NCBI's taxonomy places the organism in Eukaryota, Fungi, Basidiomycota, Agaricomycetes, Agaricales, Psathyrellaceae. The transcript is spliced from 2 exons. The coding region runs from base 1 to 537 and encodes 178 amino acids. The record is from RefSeq and is a predicted model, not a curated record.